Molecule: messenger RNA, 625 nt
Organism: Drosophila serrata
Lineage: Eukaryota; Metazoa; Arthropoda; Insecta; Diptera; Drosophilidae
Source: RefSeq, a predicted model, not a curated record
GAGGUGUGAACCACUAGCCACUGGGCAAAACCACCAGAAAAUCCCAAAUACAUAGAACCGCCAAACAGAGAUGGGGCUUUUUACCCGGGCGCCCCAUUUGUAAAUUGUUAGGGCAAACAGUGGCCGCCACUAAUUAAUUUGCAUAAAUAAGCAGGUUGGGUGUGGGGCAGACCAAACAGUUUUCAGCAUCAUGUUGUGGCAGUCGGUCUACCUGCUCGUCUUGGCAUCCGCCGUGGUCAGUUCAACCCCGAUCCUCUCCAGCGGCGAUCAGGAGGAGAGCAACGGCAUACGCAAGCCGCGGCACAUUGGAGGCUUUGGCGGAGGCGGAAUCGUUGGCGGUGGCAUCAUUGGAGGCGGAGCUGUGGCAGCUGCCCCGGCUCCCAUUAUAGCAGCACCCAUACCCGUGGUGUCCACAGUUCCAGUGAUUACCACGGUUCCAGUCAUUUCCAGCGUGCAAACUAUACCCAGCUACGGUUAUGGCUAUGGAGGUGGCUACCCGGGAUAUGGAUAUCCUGGAGGAGGUGGUUUAGGAGGACUUGGUGGACUUGGAGGCAUCGGAGGCGGCGGUGGCUUCGUGGGCGGUGCUGUGGGUUUUGCCAAAUUCAAAGGCGGCUUCCUGGGCUGA